AUGUAUUAUAAAAAGCAUGAUAAGUUGACUUACGGCAAUGUAGAUAUUGCUGGAAGUGCUAUUCCUGAGAGGUUCUUUGAGCAUGGAUCUCACUGGUAUGGUUGGAUGAAUAGCGUCGAGGUGUCGACUGCCCAAGGUCACAAAAACACCUCCAGGAGUUGCCUCCAGUGAGGAUAUUGCCCCAAGACUAUUGGAGUACUUGUGAGACUUGAGAUGCUUGAAUACGGAACCCUGAUCAGUAGAACGAGAUGGAAAGGUACGAAAGACGUGAAGGCGAUUAUUUUCAGCGACCCACAUUUCUUCAUUGUCCAUAAGAGAGAUUUUUCGAGGGUAGGACCGGAACUUAUGUCGUGCAAGGGGCUCAUUAAAAUUUCGGAGAUCCCAGGCGGCUAA
Messenger RNA from Rodentolepis nana, 393 nucleotides. Lineage: Eukaryota; Metazoa; Platyhelminthes; Cestoda; Cyclophyllidea; Hymenolepididae. The record is from the annotation of a GenBank genome assembly.